This is a messenger RNA of Aspergillus tanneri, 3318 nucleotides long. It is a transcript of the gene pkcA, whose product is annotated as protein kinase c. Gene Ontology annotation, molecular function: ATP binding; diacylglycerol-dependent serine/threonine kinase activity. The transcript is spliced from 9 exons. Bases 1 to 3318 code for a protein of 1105 amino acids. NCBI's taxonomy places the organism in Eukaryota, Fungi, Ascomycota, Eurotiomycetes, Eurotiales, Aspergillaceae. Gene Ontology annotation, biological process: fungal-type cell wall biogenesis; signal transduction; protein phosphorylation. The record is from RefSeq and is a predicted model, not a curated record.
AUGGACGGGGACGACCUCAUCGCCUCAGUCUACCGCAAGAUCGAGCGGGAAAAGGCUCUUAUCACUGCUGCAUCAAAUAUGCGCCAGUCCACCGAUAACCCCUUGGUACAACAGAGGGUCGAUGCGAACAUUCGCGAUGGUCGGAAGAACAUUGCGUAUUUGGAGGAGAAGAUGAGAGAGCUGCAGUUACGCCGCAUGGGGCAGGAAGGUGGCUCCCCCACAGAGAAGCGUCUCCCGCCUGCUCCUGGUGCAGGCCCGGUCCCUCCUCCCAAGGACUACGCGCCGGGCUACGAGGGUAAUGAACAAGCAGACUAUGAGGAGUCCUCAACCCCGUAUCCGCACGGGGGAGCCGGCUCCAUGCCAUCAGGCGCUCCUUACAAUGACCCUCGACCAUUUGCUUCAGUGCCCAAGGCCCGACCAAAUUAUACGAAGCUUGACCUGAUCAAAUAUGAUACUCCUUAUCUUGGUCCAAAGAUCCAACUUAUGCUGUCCCAGCUUGAAUUCAAGCUGAGCGUUGAGAAGCAAUAUAAAGCUGGAAUCGAAAAGAUGGUCCGCCUUUAUCAGGAUGAGGGUGACCGGAAGAGUCGCGCGGAUGCCGAAGGUCGGCGGAUUGAGAGUAAUCAGAAGAUCCAGCUGUUGAAGCAGGCGCUCAAGCGAUAUGAAGAUCUUCAUGUCGACAUCGAAUCAACAGACACUCCGGAUGAUGAAAGUUUAAGCACACCAAACCUGCGAAAGCCCCUCACCGGUUCCUUAAUGUUGCGGAUUCUUGCCGUCAAGGAUGUCGAUCACGCUGCCGGCUCAAGAUUCUCCAGAGGCCCCGAGACGUUUGUGGUUCUCAAGGUUGAAGAUGCUAUCAAGGCGAGGACCAAAGCAACUCGGACCGACAGAUGGCAGGACGAGUCGUUCAAUAUCGAUAUCGACAAGGCGAACGAAAUUGAGCUUACCGUAUACGACAAAUCAGGAGACAGGCCCACGCCGAUUGGUAUGCUGUGGGUGCGCAUUUCUGAUAUCGCGGAAGAGAUGCGCCGCAAAAAGAUCGAGUCGGAGUUUAAUGCGUCUGGUUGGGUUUCCGCAGAUAAGAUGGAGGAUGGAAGCACGCCUGGACGGCCUGACACCGCCGGGCCCGCGGGAUCGCCCCGUGCUGCUGUCUUUCCUGGACAGCCUGGUGCUUCAGCUCCAGGAGGUGCGCCAGGCCCGGCUGGGGGUGCAGGCCCUGUGAUGAUCGAUUCUUGGUUUGCGUUGGAGCCCGUUGGUCGGAUUCAGUUAUCACUGGGUUUCGCCAAGCAGCUGAAGGAUCGUCGGCCAUUCGACAUUGGUCUCAACCGUCAAGGUGCCGUCCGCCAGAAGAAGGAGGAAGUUCAUGAGAAACAGGGUCACAAGUUCGUCACGCAGCAGUUCUACAAUAUUAUGCGCUGUGCGCUCUGUGGCGACUUCUUGAAGUAUGCGGCUGGUAUGCAGUGCGCCGACUGCAAGUACACCUGCCAUCGUAAAUGCUAUCCAAAGGUUGUCACCAAGUGUAUCAGCAAAGCCAACUAUGAGACGGAUCCCGACGAGGAGAAGAUCAACCACCGUAUCCCACAUCGCUUCGAGGGCUUUUCCAACCUCUCCGCCAAUUGGUGCUGCCACUGCGGGUACUUACUGCCCUUCGGGCGCAAAAGUGCCAAACGAUGCUCAGAAUGUGGCCUUACAUGUCAUGCCCACUGUACUCACCUUGUACCUGAUUUCUGUGGAAUGUCCAUGGAGGCAGCCAACCAGAUCUUGGAGACCUUGAUUCGGGCCAAGAACCACAACAAAUCCGCCUCUGUUAGUUCAGGUCUUAGUGGCCGGACCCUUCGGACAGGAGGGCCAACACAAGCCCCGACGGAUAACGCCGCUCUUGCCUACCCACAGAAGCCUACCGAGAGCCCAUACGGGGCUCCUCAGAGACAACCUUCCGCUGAAGCUGUGAGCGCCGCAACCAACUCUUAUAUACCCCCGCAGUCACCCGCUGCUGCACAGCGACAACACAUGCCCCCAAGAACUUCGUCCUCAUCCAGCCCCGCUGCCGCCGCUGCCGCUGUGGCAACGGGCCUGCGCUCUCCCCAGCUUCAGCAGCCACAGCAGCCACAAGUGGAUACGGGCCGUCCUGUGCAACCCCAGCCGCCUACGCAUGCUCAUUAUGAUCCAGCGGUGUACGCAUCUUACCAGCAGGGCAUCCCACCACCCCAAGCAAUGCAACCGGUGGCCUCACCCUACGGCAUGCCGCAACAACAGCCUAUGCAAGUAGUGCCGCAGCAAAUGGCCGUGAAAGAAGAGAUCCCUCCCCAGCAACCAACGAUUAGGAUUGGGCUGGACCACUUCAAUUUCCUGGCGGUCCUUGGUAAAGGUAAUUUCGGAAAGGUCAUGCUGGCGGAAACCAAGAGCACCAAAAAGCUUUAUGCAAUUAAGGUGUUGAAAAAGGAGUUCAUCAUCGAGAACGACGAAGUGGAAAGCACAAAGUCGGAAAAGCGCGUCUUCUUGAUUGCGAACAAGGAGCGUCACCCUUUCCUUCUUAACCUCCAUGCUUGCUUCCAGACCGAGACCCGGGUGUACUUUGUCAUGGAGUACAUUAGUGGUGGUGAUCUGAUGCUACAUAUCCAACGCGGCCAGUUCGGUCUGAAGAGAGCACAGUUCUAUGCUUCAGAAGUUUUAUUGGCGCUCAAGUACUUCCACGAGAACGGUGUCAUUUACCGUGAUCUGAAGCUUGACAACAUCCUCCUGACCCUGGAUGGUCAUAUUAAGAUUGCCGAUUACGGUCUCUGCAAAGAGAACAUGUGGUAUGGUGCCACUACGAGCACAUUCUGUGGUACACCAGAAUUCAUGGCGCCCGAGAUUCUCUUGGAUAAGAAAUACGGCCGAGCAGUUGACUGGUGGGCUUUUGGUGUGCUUAUCUACCAGAUGCUUCUGCAACAAUCUCCCUUCCGUGGUGAAGACGAAGAUGAAAUCUACGAUGCUAUCCUUGCGGAUGAACCGCUAUAUCCGAUCCACAUGCCUCGCGAUUCUGUGUCUAUCCUCCAGAAGUUGCUCACUCGUGAGCCGGAACUGAGACUUGGUUCGGGACCAACGGAUGCCCAGGAGGUCAUGUCCCACGCCUUUUUCCGGAAUGUCAACUGGGACGAUAUCUAUCACAAGCGCGUUCCUCCGCCAUUUAUGCCUACGAUCACGAGUCCCACUGAUACGAGCAACUUCGACCAGGAAUUCACCAGCGUUACGCCGGUCCUCACGCCCGUACAGUCAGUUCUUUCCCAGGCCAUGCAGGAGGAGUUCCGCGGCUUCUCUUACACUGCGGACUUUGCUUGA